Messenger RNA from Cuscuta europaea, 4406 nucleotides. Lineage: Eukaryota; Viridiplantae; Streptophyta; Magnoliopsida; Solanales; Convolvulaceae. The record is from the annotation of a GenBank genome assembly.
CUAAUAUUGUUUACGUAGCAUAACUGUCUCAACUAACUAUUCUCUCAAGAUGUAGUAGUGGUAUCAGAGCUUCACGGCGAUCAUCAGCUAUGGCCACCGGAAGUAGUAGUACUAUGCUCGGAAAUCUGCCUAUUCUUGAUUCCAAGAAUCUGGAUGGAUAUGAACGAUGGAGUGUCAAGAUGAAGACUAUCUUUGGCUUUCAAGAAGUACUGGAUAUUGUCUCAAGUGGCAUACCAGCUGUGGCGGAGGGCAUGACAGAAGCUCAGCGUACUCAGGCUCGUGAGGCGAACAAGAAGGACUGUAAAGCUUUAUUCUAUAUUCAUCAAUGCGUUGAUGAUGCCAAUUUUGAGAAAAUUGCAUCCGCCACCACUGCGAAGGAGGCUUGGGAGAUUCUUGAAGCCAGCUACGCCGGAAUUACAAAGUUGAAGACUGCACGCCUUCAGACUUUAAGGAGACAGUAUGAGUUAAUCAAUAUGGAGGAACAAGAAUCAAUAGCUACAUAUUUUAAUAGCAUUCUACAGAUUACCAAUUUGAUGAAAUCGUGUGGGGAAACUCUGAAGCCGAAAUCCAUCACCGAAAAAAUCUUGAGAACUCUAACCCCUAAAUUUGAUAUCAUUGCGGUUUCAAUAGAAGACAAUCGUGACCUAGACACCUUAAAGAUUGAGGAACUUCAAGGUACUCUAGAAGCACGUGAGUAGAGAUUGAAAGAAAGAGAAACCACCAAGCAGCCCACUGAACAAGCUCUAUUAACUCAAACCCCCAAGAAUCAAGAAGCCUGGAGAGGCAGGGGGUAGAAGAGGAGGUGGACGAGGCAGACGAGGUGGAAGAGGCCAAAAUACAUAUGGGAGAGGUCAAAAUUCUAAUCAGUCUGGAGGACAAGUUAGAGGAGGACGUGGUGGUCCUUACAGAGGAAAUCAAGGUGGUACACGAGGAGGAAAUCCACACAAUAGAGGAGGAGGAAGGUCUAACUUCACCUCAGGUUCCACACCAAAGAAUGGAGGUAAUAGAGGUAAUGUUCAGUGCUUUGUAUGCAGUAAAUAUGGACAUUAUUCAUAUGAGUGUUGGUAUAGGGAUACCACUAAAAAUAAACCAGAAGAAGCAUUGGCCACUCAAAAUGAUAGCAAUGAAGAAGAAGAAGAAGUUCUGUUAAUGACCACCACCGUUACAGAUAUGGACUUAAAUCGAGAGAAUACCUGGUACCUUGAUACAGGGUGCUCAAAUCACAUGUGUCGCAGAAGGAGUUGGCUUACUGAGUUUGAUGAGAAUGCAGUGAAUGUAGUGAGAUUUGCAGAUAACAGUAUAGUCAGAUAUGAAGGAAAGGGAAAUAUCGUAUUGACUUGUAAAAAUGGGAAACAGGCUACGAUUUCUGAUGUCCUGUAUGUCCCAAAAAUGAAGUACAACCUACUGAGUGUAGGUCAGCUACUUGAGAAAGGCUAUUCUGCAUGUAUGAAGGAUGGCUUUAUGAAAAUAUUUGACAAAAGUGAUGUUCUGAUCUUGAAUGCUCCUUUGUCAUCAAAUAGGACUUUCAAGAUUCAGAUGAAUGUGAAUCAAACCAUGUGCUUCAAGUCUGGUAUACAAGCUGAGAGCUGGCAGUGGCAAUACAGGCUUGGACAUCUAAACUGCAAGAGUAUUCAAAAGUUGGUAGGAAUGAAAAUGGUGAAUGGACUGUCAACAGUAUCAUGUGGGGACAAACUAUGUGAGUACUGUGUGACUUGGAAGCAUACAAGGAAGUCCUUCAAGUCCUGGAUUCCUUCAAGGAGUUCUGGUGUACAUCAAAUGGUAUACUCAGACGUAUGUGGCCCAUUUGAAGUACCAUCUAUCAGUGGCAACCUCUACUUUGUGUCAUUUACAGAUGACUACAGUAGAAAGAUGUGGAUUUAUCUCAUCAAAUACAAGUCAGAAGUCUUUUUCAGUUUUCAAGAGAUUUAAGAAAUUGGUUGAGAAACAGUGGCAAGGAGCUGAAAAUACUCAGGACAGAUGGAGGAGGUGAGUAUGUAAAUGGAGACUUCAAAGAGUUCUGCAACCAGGAAGGGAUUGUGCAUCAAGUGACGGCUCCCUACACACCCCAGCACAAUGGAGUAUCAGAAAGGAGAAACCGGACAAUGCUCAAUAUGGCAAGGAGUAUGUUUAAAACAAAAAAUAUGCCACAUGUUUACUGGGGUGCUGCAGUAACUACAGCUGCAUAUAUAUUGAAUAUAUGCCCUACCAAGAGACUGAAUGGAAUCACACCUGAGGAAGCUUGGUCUGGUAUAAAACCUACAGUGAGUCAUCUGAGGAUCUUUGGAUCUCUAUGCUACAGGCACAUACCAGAUGAAAAGAGAAGGAAGUUGAGUGACAAAAGUCAGAAACUGAUUCUAGUGGGAUAUGAUCCUACUGGAGCCUAUAAAUUGUUUGAUCCAGUUGAACAGAAGUGCAUAAUCAGCCGAGAUGUGAUUGUGGAUGAGACAGCCACCUGGAAUUGGGACAGUACUAAUGCCUCAAAUGGAAGGAGAAUGACCUUAAUUGGUAAUGAAUCUGAGGAAGAAGUGUCAGGGCUUAAUAUGGAAGAAACUUAUAUAAAUGAUGGUGAAAGGCUUGGUGGAACUGGUAUUGAAACAAGACCAACCAGAGAGAGGAGAACCUCAAGUAGACUCACUGACUAUGAGGUCUUUCCAGAUUCAGUCAUCACAGAUGAUGGUGAUCUGGUACAUCUUGCAUUCUUGGCCGAGACAGAACCUAUUGAACACUAUGAUGCAGUUAAGGAUCCUAAAUGGAUGAAGGCAAUGAAAGAAGAGUUGGCAUCUAUACAGAAGAAUGAUACAUGGGAAUUGGUUGAAUUGCCCAAGGGAAGGAAGCAUAUUGAUGUAAAGGGGGUAUUUAAACUAAAAAAGAAGCCAGAUGGGUCAGUUGCCAAGUAUAAAGCUCGCUUGGUGGUAAAGGGUUUUCUUCAGAAAAAAGGAUUAGACUAUGGUGAAGUCUUCUCCCCAGUUGCAAGAAAGGAAACAAUCAGAACAGUAUUAGGAAUUGCAAGCCUCAAGGAAUGGAAUCUACAUCAAAUGGAUGUAAAGUCAGCUUUCUUGAAUGGUUUUCUGAAAGAAGAAGUAUAUGUGUCACAACCACCAUGAUUUGAAGUUAAAGGUAAUGAAAAUAAGGUGUAUAGGCUGAAAAAGGCAUUAUAUGGACUGAAACAGGCUCCAAGGGUGUGGAAUAAGAGAAUAGACACAUUUCUUAUUCAAUUGGGGUUUAAAAGAUGCAGUGUAGAGCAUGGGGUGUAUAGCAGGUUGAAAGACAGUGAUACACUUAUCAUCUGUUUGUAUGUGGAUGAUUUACUUAUAACUGGAAGUAGUGAGAAGCAUAUUGAGGAAUUCAAAGAUCAAAUGAAGACUGAAUUUGAAAUGACAGACAUUGGGCAUUUGCAUUUCUUUCUUGGUAUGGAGUUUGUGAAAACCAGGGAAGGAUUUCUAAUACAUCAGAAGCAAUAUGCAGAGGAAGUACUCAAGAGAUUCAAGAUGAUGAAUUGUAACUCUGCAGUUACACCAUGUGAGACAAAUCUAAAGCUUGGAACAUGUGAAGAUAAGGCUUCAGUAGAUUCUACUCUAUUCAAGCAAAUAGUGUGAUGCUUGAGAUAUUUAUGUUCAAGUAGGCCAGAUAUUGCCUAUAGUGUUGGAUUGGUCAGCAGGUUUAUGGACUGUCCAAAGGUAUCUCACAUGGUAGCAGAAAAAAGAAUACUGAGGUAUGUUAAAGGUACCAUAGACUAUGGUAUCCUUUUGCCUAAUGUUGUACAUACAGAGCAAGGCAUAAUUAAUGGGUAUGCUGACUCAGAUUGGGCUGGAGACAUUGUGGAUAGGAAGAGCACUACUGGAUAUAUUUUCAUGAUUGGAGGUGCCCCAGUCUCAUGGUCUUCAAAGAAGCAACCUAUGGUGGCGUUGUCUUCUUGUGAAGCAGAAUACAUUGCAAGCUCAUAUGCAGCGUGUGAGGCAGUUUGGUUGCAGACUUUGUUGAAGGAAAUGCAAGUUGAAGUAAAUUGCAUUCCUAUACUGCACGUUGAUAAUAGCUCAGCUAUCAGCUUGGCAAGGAAUCCAGUAUCUCAUUCCAGGAGUAAACAUAUAGACACACGAUUUCAUUUCCUCAGAAAUCAAGUUAAUAGAGAAAGGUUGGAGCUAAGGCACUGCAGAACGCAUGAACAGCUGGAUGAUAUAUUGACUAAACCUUUGAAGAUUCAGGUGUUUCUAAACUUGAGAAGAUUGUUGAACAUUAUCUCCAGUGCUGAGUUUCAAGGGGGUGUGUUGAAGAAUGUGAACUCAGCCCAUCGGGCUAUAGAGUAGAUGUAGACUAGCCCGUGUCCAUAUGAUGUAAUAAGCCCAACUAUAUGUGUAUAAGUACAUAACAACUGUUCAUAAUAAGAGUGUGGCCUAAUAUUGUUUACG